Tripterygium wilfordii is the source of this 1344-nucleotide messenger RNA. Its product is annotated as leucoanthocyanidin dioxygenase-like. The transcript is spliced from 2 exons. NCBI's taxonomy places the organism in Eukaryota, Viridiplantae, Streptophyta, Magnoliopsida, Celastrales, Celastraceae. The record is from RefSeq and is a predicted model, not a curated record. The coding region runs from base 73 to 1146 and encodes 357 amino acids.
CUUAAAAACCCAGUAGAACAUAGUAGCAUUGUAACAAACGUUGAUUGACAAAGAGACAAAGUUGCUAAAAGGAUGGUGAUUUCUGCAGUGUCUUCCAGAGUUGAGAGUUUGUCAAGCAGUGGGAUUCGAGCGAUCCCAAAAGAGUACAUUAGGCCACAGGAAGAGCUAACAAGCAUCGGUGAUGUUUUCGAAGAAGAGAAGAAACAUGAAGGACCUCAAAUCCCAACAAUAGAUUUGAAGGAGAUCGACUCUGAGGACAAAGUGGUUCGCGAGAAAUGUCGUGAGGCCUUGAAGAAAGGUGCUGUGGAGUGGGGAGUUAUGCACCUUGUCAACCAUGGCAUCUCCAACGAGCUCAUGGAGCGCGUCAAGGUUGCCGGAAAGGCCUUCUUUGACCAACCAGUUGAGGAGAAGGAGAAGUAUGCCAAUGACCAGGCUUCAGGGAAGAUUCAAGGUUAUGGUAGCAAGCUUGCUAACAAUGCUAGUGGGCAACUCGAGUGGGAGGACUACUUCUUCCACCUCAUUUUUCCUGAGGACAAGCGCGACUUGUCGAUAUGGCCUAAGACACCAAGUGACUACAUUGAGGCUACUAGUGAAUAUGCAAAGGAAUUGAGAGGCCUAGCAACAAAAAUUCUGUCAGUUUUAUCACUUGGUUUGGGAUUGGAAGAAGGAAGGCUAGAGAAAGAAGUUGGAGGGUUGGAGGAGCUGCUUCUUCAAAUGAAAAUCAACUACUACCCCAAGUGCCCUCAACCAGAACUAGCUUUGGGUGUUGAAGCUCACACUGAUGUAAGUGCACUCACUUUCAUACUCCACAACAUGGUCCCUGGUCUGCAACUCUUCUAUGAAGGCAAGUGGGUGUCUGCUAAAUGUGUCCCUGACUCCAUUAUCAUGCACAUUGGUGACACCAUUGAAAUCUUGAGCAAUGGAAAAUACAAGAGCAUUCUUCACAGGGCGCUUGUUAACAAAGAGAAGGUUAGGAUUUCAUGGGCUGUUUUCUGUGAACCACCUAAAGAGAAGAUCAUUCUCAAGCCAUUGCCAGAGGUUGGGUCUGAGACGGAGCCAGCACGGUACCCACCUCGCACUUUUUCUCAGCACAUUCAGCACAAGCUGUUCAAGAAAACCGAGGAGGCUCUCUCCAAAAAAGUCUAGAUGUUGCCGGGCUUCGUUAGUUUCUAUUAAUGUUUUUAUUAAGGGAUUUUAAUGAUGGUUGUUGAAGGUUCUUGUCGUGGCAGGUGUUGUUGAAUUUGAUAUUGUGCUUGUUAGUUUCAUGUUGAAGGUAAUCCCUUGGCUUCUCUCAUCUCUGUACCUGCUUCAUUGAAUAAGAAUUAUUUUACUUCUCUUUUACAA